AAGAAAAAGCAAAUGGAGAAAAGAAGAAACCAAUAACUUUUCCAGAAGAACUGCUCUUUCUCUCUCUCUCUCUCUCUCUGCAACUUUCCUCACUCUCACUCUCACUCUCACUCACUCCGUGCAAGCUUCCAUCAAUGGAGUCCCUGAAGCUCCACUCUCUCUGCAUUGUCUUCUUCGUCUUCUUCCUCACAUGCCCACUUUCUUCUUCUUCUUCUUCUUCUUCUUCUUCUUCUUCGACUACUACUACUACUACAGAUGCUGAUCUCCUCCUCACCAAAAUCAAGCCUUCCCUGCAGGGCCCAACAGACAGCCUUCUCCUCUCCUCAUGGAACGCCUCGGUGGCCCUCUGCCAGUGGAGAGGCCUCAAAUGGGUCUUCUCCAACGGGACCCCGCUCCCCUGCGGUGACGUAUCCUCUCCCUACUGGACCAACACCUCCCUCUACAGAGACCCCUCCGUCCACCUCCUCUCCCUUCAGCUCCCGUCGGCCAACCUCUCGGGCUCCCUCCCCAGAGAGCUCGGCGAGUUCUCUCUCCUCCAAAGCCUUUACCUUAACAUUAAUUCCCUCUCCGGGACCGUCCCCCUCGAGCUAGGGUACAGCUCUUCCCUGUCCGAAAUCGAUUUGGGAGACAAUCUCUUGAAUGGGGUCCUGCCCCCUUCCAUAUGGAACCUCUGCGAAAGGCUCUCGACACUACGGCUCCACGGGAACGCCAUUGCCGGGCCUCUCCCCGAGCCCGCGCUGCCGAACUCCACCUGCAGCAACCUGCAGUUUCUUGAUUUGGGCGGCAACCGCUUCUCGGGGGCGUUCCCCGAGUUCGUGACCCGGUUCUCGGGCCUCAAGCAGCUUGAUCUCUCGAAUAACCUGUUCUCGGGCACAAUUCCGCAGGCCUUGGCGGGGCUUAACAUCGAAAGGCUGAACCUUUCCCACAAUAACUUCACUGGGCAGCUCCCGAUUUUCGGUGGGACGAGGUUUGGUGUUGAUGCGUUUGAGGGGAAUGAUCCCGGGCUUUGCGGGGCUCCUUUGAGGGGCUGUGGGGAGAGCUCGAGGGUUAGCUCGGGGGCGAUCGCGGGGAUUGUGAUCAGCCUGAUGACUGGGGCGGUCGUGUCGGCUUCCCUGUUCAUCGGGUACAUGCAGAACAAGAAGAGGAAGGGUAGCGGAGGGAGUGAGGAAGAAUUGGAGGAAGGAGAGGAUGAGGAGAAUGGAGCAGUUGGUGGGGGAGAAGGUAAGCUCAUUCUGUUUCAGGGAGGCGAGCAUUUGACCCUCGAGGACGUUCUGAACGCCACGGGUCAGGUGAUGGAGAAGACGAGCUAUGGGACGGUUUAUAAGGCGAAACUCACCGAGGGGGGGACCAUCGCGCUUAGGCUGCUGAGGGAAGGGAGUUGCAAGGAUCGAGUCUCGUGCUUGCCUGUGAUUAAGCAGCUGGGAAGAAUUCGGCAUGAGAAUUUGAUCCCGUUGAGGGCUUUCUAUCAGGGGAAGCGCGGGGAGAAGCUCCUCAUCUAUGAUUAUCUACCCGUUAGGACCCUCCAUGAUCUCCUGCACGAAAGCAGGGCAGGAAAGCCAGUCCUGAACUGGGCGAGGCGGCACAAGAUUGCUCUUGGGAUCGCCAAAGGGCUGACCCAUCUCCACACGGGCCUUGAGGUCCCAAUCACUCAUGGGAAUGUCCGAUCAAAGAACGUACUUGUGGAUGAGUUCUUUGUGGCCCGACUUACAGAGUUUGGGCUUGACAAGCUCAUGAUUCCUUCCGUGGCUGACGAGAUGGUUGCCCUUGCGAAGAGCGAUGGUUACAAGGCCCCAGAACUCCAGAGGAUGAAGAAGGCCAGUUCCAGGACUGACGUCUAUGCCUUCGGGAUUCUCCUGUUGGAGAUCCUGAUUGGGAAGAGGCCUGGCAAGGGCGGGAGGAAUGGAGAGUUUGUGGACUUGCCGUCCAUGGUCAAGGUCGCAGUCCUGGAGGAGACAACAAUGGAGGUCUUCGAUGUGGAGGUCCUCAAGGGAAUAAGGAGCCCAAUGGAGGAAGGUCUAGUGCAGGCCCUGAAGCUCGCGAUGGGCUGCUGCGCCCCAGUGGCGUCAGUGAGGCCCACAAUGGACGAGGUUGUCAAGCAGCUCGAGGAGAACAGGCCCAGGAAUAGGUCUGCCCUGUACAGCCCAACCGAGACAAGAAGCGGAACCGGCACCCCUUUCUGAGCAAGCGGGUUUUCUUUUACCAGCAAUCCGUGAGUUUUUGCAUUCAUAACGACACUCCUCAGCUAGGAAGGAAAUCAAACUCAAUAGAGUGGGAGUUAUUAUAUUUUUAGGAUGGCAUACUUGUAUCUUUGAUGAAUUUGGAUUUGCGGAAUGUUUGGGAUGGUAGACAACGGCCUAAUCGUUGUGGUUAGUUUAGGAAUGGAAAGUAAAGGCGGUUUCAAUGUCACGUCGUUUGAUUCUAAUGCUUGUACAAUGAAGUUACAAACAAUUGUGCCA
This is a messenger RNA of Punica granatum (pomegranate), 2456 nucleotides long. The record is from RefSeq and is a predicted model, not a curated record. Lineage: Eukaryota; Viridiplantae; Streptophyta; Magnoliopsida; Myrtales; Lythraceae.